GCUAGUUACAAACUGAAAUCAUGUUUGGACUUCAUUCAUUUUGACUUUAAAGUUAACAACCCAUAAGAGCAUUUGUGCGUGUGUGUCUGUGUUCUUUUCUACUAAACAGCAAAACCUUCCGAAAAGUCUGCCUUUAGGAUGUUCCUUCUUAGCUGGGCGACCUUGCUCUACCAUGCGUACGUCUACACAGUAAGUGUAUCAAAAAGCGAUGGCUUCCAGAUCCACACCAAACACAAGAUUGUGUCAGAAGUGGGACUCUGCGCCAUCAUCCCUUGCUCCUUCUCUGCCGCGAACUUCAUGACUAAUAGCAUUGUGUGGUUCAAGUGCGAAGGCAAAUGCAUCGACAGGAAUAUCAUUUUCCACUCCAAGAACAAGACCAAAAUCCAGGAAGAUUUUAAGGACCGAGUUCAGAUGCUGGCUGUCAACGCGAAUCGUUGGGACUGCGGUAUCAUAAUCAAUGACUUGACGCUGUCGGACUCAGGAUCCUAUAUGCUUCGAGUGAAUGGCCUACUCAACGAUAGGAGUGAUGGAUAUAGCUUCAAGGAUCGAGUGGUGCUCAAUGUAACAGCUCUCAGCCAGAAACCCAUUAUGAUGGUCCAAACACUGAGCGACGGUCAAGAGGCCACCCUCACCUGCAAGACUCCGGCCGUCUGCUUUAGCAAAGCCACUAACAUCAGCUGGGCGUGGAAAGGAAUUGGAGAUGACUACUCACACGCUGUCAUUCCUAAUAUAACGUCCAUGACGAAUUCCAGCUCAUCUUUGACCUUCAACGCUUCAGCUGAACAUCACAGGCGUGAAAUCACAUGCAAGGUCUCGUACUUGAGAAGCAAGGUGUCUACGGAGACAACAGUAACGCUGAACGUAACCUAUGUAAGGCCACCAUCCAUCUCAGGUCCAACAACAGUUAAGUCAGGCGACCGCAUAUCUCUUACAUGCAACGUGGACACUUUCCCGCCCUCCGUCGUCACGUGGAAAUUUCCCAAUUCCAACACGACAAUUAUCCAAAAUGAACUCCAGCCCAACACAACCAUCACCAGCUCUGACCUCGUCAUCCCAAAUGUGACGUCGGCACACUCCGGGCGCUACGAGUGCACGGCGGCUAACUAUACAACACACAUGCAUGUGAUGGUGACAUGGUUUGCAGGAAUCCUACCUGGGUCUGGUUGUUUACUGCAAGAUCAGGUUUUGACCUGCGUGUGCAUCAGCAGCGGGGUCCCACUGCCUACUGUGACAUGGCCGACGCUGGACAACAGGACGGCGUGCACCGUCAACACCGUAUCUGACGACAGGGUAAACAGCAGCAUCGUGUUAAUCGUCCGCGAUCGUGACAUCUCUGCUGUGGAGUGCGUCAGCAUGCAGGAGGACGAGCGAGAGGGGAAAACACUUGAAGUUCAGAAAAUAUUGGGGGAAGACCAAGCCUUCAAAAGUUUCCUUACAAGUCUGCGUCCGGAUGUCUUCAUCGCAUUUUUGAGCGGCGCUCUGCUGUCCGCCAUCUUGUGUUGGUCAUUCCGGAGGUGUUGCAGAAAACCAAACAAUAGCUCCGGUAGUCUGGAUAUGGAGCUGGUUGCCACACAAGAGGACCCACAGGUGUAUGGCCUUAAAAAUGGUGGCAAAGGGGCGACCAGGGCUGACGUGGAGUACGCCGACAUCAACUUCUCUGUGCUGAAGAGAAACAACACCAGGGAGGCGGCGACUAAUUGCCAGGCCACCGAAUACUCAGAGAUCAAGACAAAAGACGAUGGUGACCAACCGCGCGAGUGUGACAACGAUAAAGAAAACGAAAAAAUGGAGGAUAGUACACAAUGCGACAAUGAUAAGGAAGAGGAAGCCUUAUAUUCAAACGUGAAUGACGCCAUGAUGUCAUGAGUGAUCACGCUAAUAAAUUUCAACUGUAGUGCAUAGUCCUAAACUUUUUUAAGGAUCUUUUGUGUGGUCACUGGUGACAUUUCUCACGUUGCAGCAUGUGACCUGAUAAAAAACGUAAAUUCACACAGCAAAGAACCGUGCAAAACGGAAGAAAUAGCUGAGGGUCAUCAAGAGACUAAACCGGUGUUCUGUCAGAUUAUCAUUUAGCACACGAUUUAAAAUACUUUCAAAUGCUAGUUUGUACUGUAGAUGUAAUUGUGGACGAACCACGUUUGGUGUACACUGACCUGCAUUUCAUAAUAUUUUGUGGCCGAUACCGAGUCCGACAGCUGGCCAAUGCCGAUACCACGUAUUUUUGAAAAAAUAUAUAGACUUUUCUUUUUCAUACUAAAUUAUUGCAUGCUCACUUGAAUGUAAACUAAUUGCUAUCAUUGCUUGUUUAGACGCGGCUUAACUUAAAGGGAUCCUCGAUCUCCGAGCCUGCAAAACGUGGCGCCAACUAUCGGUCAAAAUACAGUGGGGCGAAUAAGUAUUUAGUCAACCACUAAUUGUGCAAGU
Corythoichthys intestinalis (scribbled pipefish) is the source of this 2424-nucleotide messenger RNA. RefSeq names its product sialic acid-binding Ig-like lectin 14. The coding region runs from base 139 to 1866 and encodes 575 amino acids. The record is from RefSeq and is a predicted model, not a curated record. The transcript has 8 exons. Lineage: Eukaryota; Metazoa; Chordata; Actinopteri; Syngnathiformes; Syngnathidae.